Messenger RNA from Botrytis cinerea B05.10, 2119 nucleotides. RefSeq lists its product as hypothetical. Lineage: Eukaryota; Fungi; Ascomycota; Leotiomycetes; Helotiales; Sclerotiniaceae. The transcript has 6 exons. Bases 926 to 1900 code for a protein of 324 amino acids. The record is from RefSeq and is a predicted model, not a curated record.
GAAAUAAUUGCACCCUUCAAAAUCUUCAAACUCUCAAAAUUCUAUAUUUCUCGUCUUUGGCCUGUGAAAUGCAUCUACUAUUGGAAAAAUCGAAAAUCUCAAAAUUAUGUAUUUCACGUCUCCGGCCUGUGAAAUGCAUCUACUAUUGGAAAAAUCGAAAAUCUCAAAAUUCUCGAAAAUCUCAAAAUUAUGUAUUUCACGUCUCCGGCCUGUGAAAUGCGUCUACUAUUGAAAAAAUCGAAAAUCUCAAAAUUAUGUAUUUCACGUCUCCGGCCUGUGAAAUGCGUCUACUAUUGGAAAAAUCGAAAAUCUCAAAAUUAUGUAUUUCACGUCUCCGGCCUGUGAAAUGCGUCUACUAUUGGAAAAAUCGAAAAUCUCAAAAUUAUGUAUUUCACGUCUCCGGCCUGUGAAAUGCGUCUACUAUUGGAAAAAUCGAAAAUCUCAAAAUUAUGUAUUUCACGUCUCCGGCCUGUGAAAUGCGUCUACUAUUGGAAAAAUCGAAAAUCUCAAAAUUCUCAAAAUUAUGAAAGUUAUGUAUUUCACGUCUCCGGCCUGUGAAAUGCCUCUACCAUAUUAAUAAUUGUCACAUUUUGAAAAUUCUCAAAAUUCUCAAAAUUAUGUAUUUCUCGUCUCCGGCCUGUGAAAUGCCUCUACCAUAUUAAUAAUUGUCACAUUUUGAAAAUUCUAAAAAUUAUGUACUUCACGUCUCCGGCCUGCGAAAUGCCUCCUGCCUUUCAAAUUUCGAAAACUUGAAUGAUCUUAUUUCACGAUCCGGGCUCGAAAAAUAAAUUGCACGCUUUCGAAAUUGAUUAAAGUUAUCACAAUAUAAUUAUUUAUUUCCUUUUGCCUUUCGCUUUUCUUUUAUUUAGUUUAGUUUCCAAUUUCCAAUCUGAAAAGAAAACUCAUUGAACUUAUUACAAUCACAAUGCGACGCAUCAAUAUUGAUCGAAAUGGUCAGCGAGAUGUUGCUACAAAUCAAGAUUUGGCAGACAUGUUCAAUGCAAUGUGCUGGUCAAUUAAUCAAAAAGCGCCUGGUCUACUUGUAUUGUCGGAGCGAAUCAACUUUGAAGAGCUCGCUGCAUUUGUUAGCUCUGCUGGCUCAUUGAUUGUUGGGAUCUCGUCAAAUCGCAUUUACCACUUUCGAAUCACUGCAUUUCAAUCCGAUGAGGCAGCAGAUCGCAAUCGAGUAAAUAAUGCAGAGAGAGCUUUGCACGCUUUGAAAAACGCAUUUCAAUUUGCAACCACGAUUACCAUUCACAAUCAGAGCGUUUAUCAAUAUUUCCCAUAUGUUGAUAAUAAAGAAGGGCGUGGCAUCGAUAGCAGCCGGUUCGCUUUGAACUUUAGCGAUAGGAUCGUUCAGGAGAUUCGAUGCGCUUUUAUGAAUGGGGAUUUGCAUUGCUCUGCGUUUGAUAAUAAUGAUCAUGAGGUGGAAGGUGUUAUUAAUUUAAUUAGAGGGAGUCUUGUAUCUGAUAUCAUAGAUUAUUUUGAUGGGACGAAUGUCAUGGAGCGGUUGGCACAAUAUAAUGGAUGUCCAGGCUGCAUGUGCUUCCUGCUUUUGAGAAUGGAAAAUUUCCUUACAAAAGCUUUAAGUCCAACAGGAGCACGUCGACUUUACUGGCUUGCAAUAUCGCCAUGCACUAAACAAGAGUUCUGGGAUCAUAUAAAUGGAAUUAAGCUCUGGUCGCCUGAAGAACCGAAUAGUGAAAAUCUGUUUUAUGAUAUUUUUUCGAUCGAGAUGUAUUUGAAAGCUGUGAAGCCAGAAAGUAAAUGGGUUGAGCUGCCACCCGAGGAUUUUUAUAUUGGAAUUGCUCAUUUAUUUGGGGAGGAUGAGCUUUUUGAGGAGGAUGAGCUUUUUGAGGAGGAUGAGCCUUUUGAGGAGAAUGAGCUUUUUGAUUUUUAAUAAAUUGGUUUGAGUGGGUAGUGUAGGUGUGAAUUAUUCGACUAUUGGAAGGGCGAUAUUCUUAAUGCGAUGGGGCUUUUUGGAAAUGUUAAGCCCGGCUUGAAAUUUAAUUUUGGUUGUGAGAUUAACUUAAUCGUUUGAAUGGCAUUCAAAUUGCUUUGUGCAAAGGGAGUUAAUUGCUUCGGUUUCCUUCAGCUCAUCCAACAUGAGGGUGUGUCA